GGUUUCCAAGGAGCAGCUGGUGGAUUCGAACUGCUGACCUUUUUGUUAGCAGCCUGAGCUCUUAACUACUUCCAUUAGAUGAAUAAAAUAAUCCCUUCAAGCUUUAAUAUUAGAAUUCCCCUUGUUUGCCUUCCAGGACUGCACAGCAGAUGGCACUAACAGGCCGUUUAACAGAUUACCCUCACUAAGACUGAUUUCUGUCCCAACCUUGUCUGACUUUGGAUUCAUCCUAGAAGCCAAUACUCAUUUCAUUACAGUCCUUAGAUACACGAUGGCCCUGAGAGCAUGUGGCUUGAUCAUCUUCCGAAGACGCCUCAUUCCCAAGGUAGACAACAGUUCAAUUGAGUUUCUACUGCUGCAGGCAUCAGAUGGCAUUCAUCACUGGACUCCUCCCAAAGGCCACGUGGAUCCAGGAGAAAAUGACUUGGAAACAGCCCUGAGGGAGACUUGGGAGGAAGCGGGCAUAGAAGCAGACCAGCUGACCAUCAUUGAGGGGUUCAGAAGGGAGCUCAAUUAUGUGGCCAGGGAGAAGCCUAAAACAGUCAUCUACUGGCUGGCGGAGGUAAAGGACUAUGAUGUGGAGAUCCGCCUCUCCCACGAGCACCAGACCUACCGCUGGCUGGGGCUGGAUGAGGCCUGCCAGUUGGCUCAGUUCAAGGAGAUGAAGGCAGCGCUCCAAGAAGGACACCAAUUUCUCUGCUCCACAGCAGCCUGAGCUGUCAGGAGCAGUCAUUUGGCUUUCUCCAGAUUGGCCUCGAUAGGAUCCUUGAGAGCCUUCUGAGAUUAACCCACCCUCCAGCUCCAGGGAAUGUUGUACUGGUCUUUGGCUCAUCACAGCAAAGAAUCGAUAACCUAAUGAAGUCAGCUUAGGACUUUCAGAUGAGAGCAAGCAAAAAACCUCAGCUGGGUGGAAAAGAAAGCAAAGGAGGAGUUUUUUUUUUUAAAAAAAGUCAGGCCUAGUAAAUGCAUCCUUAUACUUUAUAAAUAAACCUCAAGUAGCUUAUCUGUCCUUCUCACCUAUUGUGUUUGUGUAUUUCUUGGACUUUUGCACUUGGUGGAGAGAAGAAACCCAGUGGUCCAAGGUUGCCUGUCUCUCCUCUCUCGUCUGUGACCUGGGGAGACCAAAGUUCUUUGAGUCUCUAAUUCAUUAUUCAAGGAAAAAUUUACUGAGUAUGUACAACAUGCUCUGCAUAUGCCUGGUGCAGGGGAGAGAUACAUCAAUGAGUAGAGCAGACCUGAUUCCUGCCCUCCAGUCCUUCUCACUUGAGAAUCCUGUGUGACUACAG
This is a messenger RNA of Trichechus manatus latirostris (Florida manatee), 1286 nucleotides long. It is a transcript of the gene NUDT2, whose product is annotated as nudix hydrolase 2. Bases 272 to 715 code for a protein of 147 amino acids. NCBI's taxonomy places the organism in Eukaryota, Metazoa, Chordata, Mammalia, Sirenia, Trichechidae. The transcript has 3 exons. The record is from RefSeq and is a predicted model, not a curated record. Gene Ontology annotation, biological process: AMP biosynthetic process; ATP biosynthetic process. Gene Ontology annotation, molecular function: bis(5'-nucleosyl)-tetraphosphatase (asymmetrical) activity.